Molecule: messenger RNA, 291 nt
Organism: Perkinsus marinus ATCC 50983
Lineage: Eukaryota; Perkinsozoa; Perkinsida; Perkinsidae
Product: guanosine-5-monophosphate reductase, putative
Exons: 5
Coding region: 1-291 (96 amino acids)
Molecular function (GO): catalytic activity
Source: RefSeq, a predicted model, not a curated record
AUGGUCCGCAUCGACCAGGAUAUCAAGUUGGACUUCAAAGAUGUCCUAUUCAGGCCUAAGAGGAGCUCCCUUUCAUCCCGUAGUCAGGUCACCUUAGACCGUGAGCUCCAUUUCAUGCACAGCUCUCUGACGUGGACGGGAGUUCCAGUCGUAGCAGCUAACAUGGACACAGUCGGCACCUUUGCUAUGGCGGAAGCACUAGGUAAAUUCAAGUGUCUUGUGGCCAUCCACAAGCANNNNCACGUGAUGGAUUGGAGUAAGAUGUGUCGUUCUAGCUUGGUCGCUUGUUGA